AUGUAUAGACAAUCAAUAUACGAACAACCCGCCGAGGAAUUAGCAAUUUUGAAACAUUAUGGACUUGAUACUUUAUAUCCGGAAGUUUGGGUAGAGGAAAAUGAUAAUAGAAAAUCUACCAGAUUUUCUAUUAUCGAGGGACCAGGUCAACCUGUCAAUGGUAAUAAUACCGCAUCAGGAGACGAAAGGUUUAGUUGGGAUGAUUCUGAUCCUCUUGGUUUAAAACCGAAUGUUUUUUGGAAUGAUCCAUUACCUCCUAAAACUAACAAUAAUCAAGAACUUUAUGAAAAUAUCAAAGAAAAAUCACAAUUACUCGUUUGCACCAAAUCAUUUUAUCCCAAAUUAUUUUUACGUCGAGUUCACAAGGAUACACCUUAUGAUGAUUUAGCGAUAGGAGCACAAACUUUAAGAUAUACUUUGGAUCAAAAAUCAGAAGCACUUCGAAAUUUGGUGCAAGAUAAUUUUGAUAGAUUUGUUAGUGCUAAAACUACUAUUGAUACUGUUUAUGGUGAGAUGAAAGCAAAAAGUUUAAAUAAAGAAAGUGAAUAUGGAGUUAAAGGAUUAGAUAAUGCAUUAUCUGCUGAUCAAUUAUUUGGUCCAGUAUUAGCUAAUAGAAAAAAAGCCGAAAAAAUACGUAGUACAUUAAGUCUCUUGGAAAAAUAUAAAUUUUUCUUUAAUCUACCAAUAAUAAGAGAAUAUAAAAAAGGAAAAAUUGUACUUGAAUCAACCAUGUCAACUACUUCUACUAAUAAUAAUACUGAAUCAACAACAGUAACAUCAUCUACCACUGCAACUUCUGAUAAUAAUUCCAUAGAAAGAGAAACAACAGAAGAUACAGCACUUGCUGCACAAUAUAGAAAAGUUUUUGAUAAAGUUUGGGCUGAAAUUGAAAAAAUAAUGGAAGAAAUGAAAGAUCAGUUAUUUAAACAAUUGACAGAACAUUGGAGAUCAAUGGAAGAACAAGAGAAAAUUAUUAACAUUUUACUUGAAUUAGAUACAGUUGAGGAUCCAGUCUGGCAUUAUUUAGACAGUCAAUAUAAAUAUAUUAUAGAUCUUCUCAAAGAAUCUUAUUCUGAACAAUUAGAUAAGAUAAUUGCUUUGAAGAAAUCACUUCAAGUAACUUCAGCAGAUCCCAAGGAACUUGCAUUGCCUAGUAAAGACAUGGAUGUACAAAUAUGGAAGGCAACAUUAGAAAUUGUUAAAUCUUUAUCAGAUUUACUAUUAAGAUGUUUACCUGACUUUUGGAAACUUAGUAAAUCAUUUAUAGAAGGGAAAUUCCAAAAGACUCCCACUAUACUAAGUGCUAAUAGGCGUAGACGUCAAGCAAUGGAUCUUAGAAAAGUUGAACAAUGUCAAAAUAUGGCUAAAGGCGUAAUCGAUCUUUAUGCUUCAUUAUUAUCUGAAUUCUUUAAUCUCAUACCUCCCUCUUCUACAUAUUCAUAUUCAUAUUUAUCAUCACCGGCUUUAUUAUCACCUUUACCUCAAGAUACAAACAGUAACAAUAACGCUGAUAAUUAUUUACUUUCAUUUGUUCCACCUCAAUCAGAUUCAGUUACAAGUUGUUACUUUUUAACAAAAGUUCUUCAUGAAAUGAGCGAAUGUGUUAAUGAUAUUAAUGCAAUUAAUAUGUCAGCAGAUGCAUCUGGUGCAUUAUUUGCUUUAAUGGAAAAAACUAGAUGGAAAUUUGUAGAAAUUAUAUGUGACGCAUGGAAUUCGGAUGCAAAAUCAUUUUAUUUAUUAGAAGAUUGGACCCUUGAUCAAGAUAAUCGAGAAAUUACAAAUUUUUUACGAAAUUUUCAUAUAUUUCACAAAUAUAAUUCUCGUUGUGCGUAUAAAAUUGCAAGUUUAGAUUAUGUUUCUGAUAAGGAUGAUUCUAAAGGUUCAUCUAAGAUUACCGAUGUAUAUUUAAAAAAGAUUAAAGCUGCAUUCCUUGAUUCUCUAUAUUCAUAUCUGGACGGUUUAGUACAUUUAGUAUUUUCAGAAUAUGUUCCACUUGAACCUUCUUCUGAUAAAGAAUCUAUUGAUAUCAUUCAUAAAUCAAGAAUUGAUCCAACUUCAAUGGAUUCUAGAAUUUUACUUACUGUUAGCAAUUUAUCUAAUCUUAAGCAAAUGAUGAUUCCGAGGAUUGUAUCUCAGUUCGAAGGUGCAUAUAAAUGUAAUAUGUCUGAAGAUACUCAAACGUUAAAUGAUGUCGUGGAUCAAUUAGAUGGAAUAUUAUUUGAAGAUUACAUUAAGAGAAAAACAGAAAUUGUGCGUGACAUCGUGAUUAAUGGUAUUACUUCAGGAGAAAUAAAUUGGUAUAGCAUAUCUAAACCAACAGCUUUAUUGUCACUUGUAUUUGUUCAUGCUGAAAUUAGUGAUAUUACAAAACCACUUGUCAAUCGGGCAUUAUCAGUUUUGUUGGAAAAUAUGGCACUUAAUUGCCUUGAAGCUUUUCAGAAAGUUGAAAAGUUUGGUAUGGGUGGAAUGCUUCAGGCAACAUUAGAAAUUGAAUUUAUGCAUCAAACUUUAUCUCAAUAUGUAACUCCUCAAGCUCAAGAAACACUUCAACUAAUUUACACCACUAUUGAACAAUUAUAUGAUACUUCUCAAGAAUCUGGUAAUUUAGAAUCAGAAUUGGGUAGUGUCAAACAAUUAUUAGUUGAAAGUCGUAAAAAUACUAGUUUACAAUUUUUAUGUUUCAAAAAACCUAAAUAA
Diversispora eburnea is the source of this 2697-nucleotide messenger RNA. The record is from the annotation of a GenBank genome assembly. Lineage: Eukaryota; Fungi; Glomeromycota; Glomeromycetes; Diversisporales; Diversisporaceae.